GGAAGGGCUUACACACACAGAGGGAAAUAUAUGAACAAAAGAUAUUUGUAAAAAGAAGUCUCAAGUCUGAGGUUUAAGAGUUUUGUGAUGGGCUUUCACAACGUUCCUGGGGACCAUGUGGGCUACAGAUUGGAUGUUAAUGUCACAGGUUUACCUAGAGAUCCUUUUGGGAGACGACUGCACACUCAGAAAACACUCUGAAAUCCUGUUGCAUCAUCAUAACAAGUAAAAGACACCUUGGGGGAGUAUUUUAAAACUGUAUGUGUCUGCAACGAAAAGAGUGCACAACAACUUGAACUAUUCAGGGCCAACCACAACCUCAAACUGGGGGCUCACAAGAGUGAGCCCAUCGUCGCCGGAAGUGAGCUCGGAAGUAGCGCUUUCCUGCCCGCAGCCUUCUGGGACUUGUAGUUCGAAUCCUCGAUGAUGCUCGGGAGUCCUGCGUUACCAGGUGUGGGUUCUACCUACAAGAGGUAGAAAGUCCCUCAAGGUUGACGUCCGGGUGGUGGAUGGAUCGUUCCUGCUCUGAUGCUGGCAUUUCAUGCCACUGCAGAACUGUGAUGACUAAGGAAGAACUGUGACUAAGCUGCAGAGAAGGGCUGCAGCGGCAGAAGUGAACCUUGUAUUUUCUAGAUCCAGGCCGUUCUUCAUAAGUAAGUAGUGCAUCCAGGAGUGGUGGCAAAUGUCUAUCCUCCCAGCACUCAGAUGUCGGCGUAAUCACAAGUUCAAGGCCAGCCUGAGCUCUAUAAUUAAUAAGACCCUAUCAUGAAAGAGAGGGAAGGAGGUCAUUAUCCCGGAUUUAAGCUGGAUUUCUUCUCUUCUCCCUCUUCUUAAUGAGAUGAUAUCUUGGGACCCUCAAACUCAUGGAUUAAAGUUAACUUCCUGCCUCCACCUCCCAGGUAGCUGGAAAUACAGGUCCACACCACCACACCUCGUUUGGGCUGGAUUUAAAGAAGAAGGGGUGUUUCUUAACAUCUCCAGCAGCAACGCUCUGGUCUUUUUUAUUUGGCAAAUCCAGUCCUCCCACAGAGAAAGAAACUCUUCACCCAAAGGAUGGUGAGCUCCCUCAAGGCACUGAGGGAUUGGAAAAUAAUAAGGACUUCACGAAGACGAACAACGUGUGUAAGGCCCUGGUUCAGCACAUUCCCUUCCCUUCCCAUCUGUCAGUUUCCUGGUGGUUAUUUAUUCAACAUUGACACAGUUUUUGGUUGCAGGCAUAGUAGAUUCUUGGGUCCUGAAAGCAAGCUCAGAGAGUACAAGGCACUUGCCAUGAAGUUUGAUGACCUGAAUUCAGUCUCUGGGACCUACUCCCCCAAGUUCUCCUCUGACCUUCACACAGACUCCGUAGCAAGCAUGUGCUCACCAACACACAAUGUGCGCACACUCAAUACAUUUCUUUUAAUAACUCUGAAGGCAUGACGGUUUGAGCUCUCGUGCCCGCAGUCUGCUUCCACAGCCGGAGAGUCAAACACAAAUUCUGUGGAGAAUCUUCAAGAGAAAGACCUUCAAGAGUCUGGAGAGAUGACUCAGAAACCAAGAGCACCCCUAGCUCCUGUAAGUUCAGUCCCCAGCACCCACAUGGUGGCUCACCAUCCAUCACUCCAGUUCUAGGAGAGCCAAGGACCUCUUUCACCUCCAUCAGGACCAUACUGGCAUGUGCUGCACAGGCAUCCUUGCAGGCAAAACACUUAACACGUGAAAUAAAAAUCUUUAAAGUGAGAGAAAGAGAAAAGACUUCAGGAUUUUUCCUAGUGGCUGAUUUUGAAAGAAAUGGCCAGUCAGUAGCUGGAAGUUGAGUUUAUAUUGUGAAUCUUCAAGAGGUACACACCAAUACUGAAGUAGAUUGCUGUCAAAAGUGGGGAGAAGUGUCUUGCCAUAUUUCCCAAAACCACAGAUUUCGGUGACUCUUUAAAGUUAUUUCACCAACAUUGAAAGUGGAAAAAAAAUUUUUUAUCUUUGAAAUCCUAAGCCAAAUAACCAGACAGGUCUCCUCUGAAAUGUGUGUGUGUGUGUGGGGGGGGGGAGUCUCUCUGCAACUGAAGAAAGAGGGAGAGAAAAGGAAUAAGGGAGAGUUUCAUCCCACACACCACUGUUGAGAGACUGGUCAAGUCAAGCUUCCAGGUGAUGUGACAGAACUGGCACCUCCAACAUUCUCUGCUGAGACAAUGCGCCAAAAAUGUCUCCUUUGACUGUAACAGUAAGGACAUUUUUAUAGGGACGUCACCAUUAGUCACUUGGAGUCUUCAAAGAGAGACGACACAGAGGAAUCCGGUGACUGGUGAUUCCUAGGAGAUGCUUAUCACCAACCCAGAUGGUCACCUCUUCAAGAAAAUCCCCACUUCAGAACAACUGUGCACGCGUGAUCGGUGUAGUGAGGAUUUCAUUCAGAGCUCAGAACUGAUGAGUCAUCAGAGAGACCACCUGAAAGAAAAAGCCUGCGGGCGGGAGCAUUGUGGCAGGGCCUUCACUGGCCAAUCAAGUCCCGUUUCCGCAUCAGGCAGUCCACAUGGCUGAGAAACCUUACAAAUGCGACAAGUGCGGGAAGGGUUUCACCAGGAGCUCGAGUCUGCUUGUCCAUCAUUCCGUCCAUACCGGUGAGAAACCUUUCAAGUGUGACAGGUGUGGGAAGGGCUUCAGCCAGAGCUCAAAGCUCCACAUCCACAAGAGAGUCCACACCGGUGAGAAGCCGUAUGCGUGCGAGGAGUGCGGUAUGAGCUUCAGUCAGCGAUCCAACCUGCACAUCCACCAACGUGUCCACACCGGAGAGAGGCCCUACAAGUGUGGGGAGUGCGGAAAAGGCUUCAGCCAGAGCUCGAACCUCCACAUCCACCGGUGCACCCACACGGGAGAGAAGCCGUACCAGUGUUACGAAUGUGGGAAAGGCUUCAGCCAGAGUUCAGACCUUCGGAUCCACCUCCGAGUACACACCGGGGAAAAGCCCUACCACUGCGGCAAGUGUGGGCAGGGCUUCAGCCAGAGCUCCAAACUCCUCAUCCAUCAGAGAGUCCACACGGGUGAGAAGCCGUAUGAGUGCAGCAAGUGUGGCAAGGGCUUCAGCCAGAGCUCGAACCUCCACAUCCACCAGCGGGUUCACCGCAAGGAGCUUCACUAAGUAACAUGAGCCCACUCAGAAGACUUUUAUUGUAAAGAUAAAUAUUUUUCACGACCGAGUGUGCAUAUCAGAGGUAGCAUGCUUGCCUAGCAUGUAUCAGUCCCUGAGUUUGAGCCCUGAUACGCCCCCACCCACACACACACACACACGGUUUCCAGCUUAUUAAUACUUUGUGCAUGUUAGGAAUGUGUGUUCAUGCAGAGAGGGGUAUGUGUGUUGUGCUGGUGUGUGCAUGUAUGUGUGCACGCACGUGUGUGGACGUCUGAGGAUAUCUCAGAUACUACAUUCUGUAUGUGAGACUAGGCAUCUGUCUGUCACACAUGGUGUGUAAUGUCACCAAGUAAGCCAGGCCAGAGUCCCAUGGAUCUAACUGUCUCCACUUCCCAGCUCACCGUGGCUAGGGUUGCGGAUGUGUGCCACCACAUCCAACCUUUUUAUGUGGAUUCUGUCUCAAGCUUUCUAGACAAGAGCUUUGCUGCCUAAGCUAUGUCCCAGGGCUCCAGUUUAAUACUUUAAACUCUUACGUUUGAAUUCCUCAAAGGAAAGAAAUAGUUAAGGGUUAUUCCGAUAUAGCCCCUCACAGAAGAAAUCAAUCCGAGUACUCAGCACAUUUUAUGUUAUACAGUGAAUGGGUUACUCUGGUUUCUCAUAUGGGUAGAGUGUAUAAUGCAAUUCUGCCAGUGUUGUUAGAAUUAUAUUCUACAUUUUUUAACUGCAAGAACUCUGUAUUUUUCCAAGCACAGCAUGGUUCCCUUCAUUCAUAUUCUCUGAGAAAUUGGAAUUCAUGUUUCCUCUGAAAUUAUGUGCCUUGUUUUUCAUAUUCCAUUUAAGUCCUAAAUAGCUCUCUUUAAACUGUGA
This is a messenger RNA of Mus musculus (house mouse), 3970 nucleotides long. It is a transcript of the gene Zfp239, whose product is annotated as zinc finger protein 239. The transcript is spliced from 5 exons. Lineage: Eukaryota; Metazoa; Chordata; Mammalia; Rodentia; Muridae. The record is from RefSeq and is a predicted model, not a curated record. Gene Ontology annotation, cellular component: nucleus. Bases 2507 to 3112 code for a protein of 201 amino acids.